GAACUCCCAUCGCGAGAUUUGCGACCCGUCUUUGAACUUUGGUGCUCAAUCAGUAUACAUAGGGAGUGUUAUGCUAACUUUGAAUUUCUAAAACACCUGUUGAAAAAAAUUCUAACUGGUGGGGGACAAUGAUAUAGCAACACACAGUAUUAUGGAGCGGUGCCAUAGUGCUGCCUGCUGAAGGCUUUUUCGCUUUCACUUGAGGACCAUGUUGAUUUGUUGACAACAUUCACUCCCACCCAGCAAGGAUGGAGCUGGCCAGGACAGGGAAGGCGAAGAGGAUCCACCUGAACGCAGAAGACUGCAAUGAGCUGGGCCGAGGCCCGGACGGCACCAGUGUCCUCAGCCAGACCAGGCCUCUUCCCAGCACCCCGAAGAGGCGGCCGCACCCGAGGACGCCCACCAAGAAACGAAAGCUUGAGAGUCCUUCCAAGCAGCAGCAGAGCAUGAAUGACUUCUACCAGGUGACCGGCGUGGUCAGUUCCAGCCCCCAGAAGGGGUCCCAGCAGCCCAGCUCCUCCCGGCCCACGACGGGACGCGACGGAGGGGGUACCGCCCCACCUCCACCAGCGGGGUCCAGGGCGGAGCCAGGGAGGAGCGGAGACCCCCGGGAAGACGAUGACGACGACGACGACGACGACGACGACGUGAGCCUCCUGGCCGCUCUGGCUGAGGAACAUCCUGAGACGGAGAAGGGGGAAGGGGAGGAGAUAGACCACCUGGAGGGAAUCACGUCGGAGAUGUUCAACGACACUUUGUUCGAAUGCGCCGCCGCCAGAGACUCGACCAAUCAGAAAGCAGGGGUGAGGGAUCUAGGGGAGGAGGAGGAGGAGGAGGAGGAGGUGGAGCCGCUUCCCGACGCCCACUACGGGCUCCUGGGCAGCAGCAACAGGGGCCUCCAGGAGCCGCAGGGUCGCAUGGAGGACCUCCCCGAGGAGGUGGUCCGACUGAUCCUGCUGCUGCUGCCCGCCCAGGACCUGUACCGCCGCGUCGUGCUGGUCUGCCACGCCUGGAGGACCAUCGUCCAGGACCCCAAGUUCGUCCCGUACAAGAAGCAGUACUACCGCUACAUGAUGGGGGAGAAGGACACGGUGGCCAAGAUGAAGUCCAUCCUGGAGGACGGGGGCGUUCUGGACCCCAGCCUGCCACAGGAGAGCGUCCGACGGCUCGUCUUGUUGAUGUCCCAGCAUGCAUCUGGUGAGCGGCUGAGGCCGGAGGACCUCAUGCGGUGCGUUGGGGGGCACCGCCUCUUCCCCGUGGCCCAGUCCUGCCUCGCCCGCCGCUUCCCCGACCUCAAGCAGCAGGACCCCCACCCCUACGCGGCCAUGGCCCUCGUGCUGGUGCUGAGCGAGGCGGUGACGGACGUCCAGGCCCUGGUGGACCUGCUGCUCGCCGCCAUGUCCCGCGGCGCCGUGGUGGAGUUCCUGAGCCACGCCGCCGCCCUCCUGCUGGCCGCCGCCAACAACGAGGUGAAGGUCAGCAGCAGGAUCCACUACAACAUCUUCUACGUCCUCUACCUGAUGCACAGCUCCUCCACCUCAAUCACCACAGGGCCCAACGGUGAGCGCUACCAGCUGACCCAUGAACAACAACAGAUUCUGAGCCACCGGAUCCAACCCGACCAGGUGGUCAAGAUCAUGGCCUUUGCUGGCACGGGGAAGACGUCCACGCUGGUGCGCUACGCGCAGCAGAACCCCCGGCUCCGUUGCCUCUACGUGGCGUUCAACAAGUCGGUGGCCACCGAGGCCCAGCGCCGUUUCCCCGGCAACGUGGACUGCAGGACGGUCCACUCCAUCGCCUACAGCGACGUCGGCAAGAGCUACCAACUGAGCAAGAAGCUGGUGCCCAAUCUCAAGGUGUUCUCCGUGGCCAAGGUGCUCCCGGCCGGCCGGGGCGGCUUCAUCCACGGCAAGGUGGUCACCACCGCCCUCAAUGCCUUCAUGGCCUCCGCCGACCGCCGCAUCGCCCCGCACCACGUGCCAAACACCUUCAAGAACACCAAGGGCCUCGUCCAGACCCUGGACGCCAAGGAAAAGGCGGAGUAUGUCCGGGACUGUGAGGAGAUCUGGAGGAAGAUGAAAGACCUCAACGAGAAGAGCAAGGAGGGCUUCCACAUGACCCACGAUGGUUACCUAAAGCUGUGGCAGCUCAAAGAGCCGAAGCCGUGCCUGUCGGACAGCUACGACGUCAUCUUCAUCGACGAGGCACAGGACUGCACACCCGCCAUCAUGGACGUGCUUCUGUCCCAGCGCUGUGCCAAGGUCCUGGUGGGGGACCCCCACCAGCAGAUCUACACCUUCAGGGGGGCCGUCAACGCCCUGCGCACCGCCCCCCACACACACCUCUUCUACCUCACCCAGAGCUUCCGCUUCGGAGCGGAGAUCGCCUUCGUGGGGGCGACACUUCUGCAGGUCUGCAAGAAGGUCCAGAAGAUCCUGGUGGGAGGAAACCAGACGGGCAGCGUGUUCGGGGAGGACUUUGACCCCGUGGCGUUGGUGCCACUCAGCACUAGCCCAGCCCCCCGCGGCGGCGCGGCCAUCUUGUCACGCUGUAACUUCGGCGUGUUCAACGAGGCGGUGCGACUCACCGACCGCAACCCCGCCUGCACGCUCUACUUUGUUGGCGGCGUGUCCGGGAUCGGGCUGAGCAAGAUCCUGGACAUCUGGACGCUGAAACAGCCGGAGCACAGCCGCACAGCCAACAUCAAGGACCCCUUCAUCCGGUCGUUCGGCAGCUACCACGGCCUGCAGGCGUACGCGCUGCAGUCGGAGGAUGGCGAGCUGGAGGCCAAGCUGGCCGUGGUUGAGAAGCACUCCCAACGCGUCCCUGAGCUGGUGGGCCGCCUACGGGCCUGUCACCGCGACGACGGCAGUCAGGCCGACUUCAUCUUGAGCACGGUCCACAAGGCGAAGGGUCUGGAGUUCAACACGGUGAUGGUGUGCGACGACUUCGCACGGAUCCCCUGCUCACGACACCACCUGACCCAGUUGUCGGGCUUCAACUGGUGGGACACCCCCCCGGAUGAGUGGAACCUGCUGUACGUGGCGGUGACGCGGGCCAGGAGCACACUGAUCCUGACCCGGAACAUCCGGAACAUUCUUACCCAGGCCGGGGAGUACUUCCUGAGGCCGCAGCUGCCCGGCCCCGCCCUGCCAGACGGCCUCCCCCCUCGCUGCUCCGUGGCUCAGUGUCUGCAUCGCGUCUCCGCCGACGCUGCCUUCACCAUGAGCAAGCGCCCCAUGAGAUUCAUGGACGGGUUGUCCCCUGGAGGCCCUCUGUGUGAGCGGUGUGUUUGGAAGCGCGUGGGCCCCGUAGCAUUCCUCAUGUCAGACCAGGCCCUGCCGGCCCCCGCCAACCCGGAACGUCAGGACCUGCCCAUCAACAUGAUGCUGCUGCUCUUCUAAUGCGCACACACACACACACAUAGCCAAUCACAACACACACAGACACAGACACUCACAACGCACACAUAGCCAAUCACAAUGCACAGACAAACACACAGCCACUCACAACGCACACACACUCAGCGGAUUGGUUUUUCUUUGUUCCUUCCGCCGACCAUAUUUAGGUCAUUUUUUAUGUAUGGGGUGUGGAUACAGAUGUGGUGAACUGUUGGAAGAACGUGUGUGUGUGUGUGUGUGUGUUUUACCUAUGCCCUAGAGACUGUUACCGGACCAAAUAAAAUAAAAAAAUAAUGUGUACAAACUCUUUUAUUGAGUUCAUCUUGUAAAUAUCGCCCCCAUUGUGCGCCUCAUACAAGAUUCAUUGACCCAUAUAAAAAAUAUAUCAUUAGAAAGGAUUAUAAAAACAACUCCCUGACUCUGAAUAGACUCCAAAUGACUGAUGUUUUCGCCCACUGUGAGUAUCCAAUGACCUGUCCUCAAUGGCGUUCAACUUAACUUUGCAUGUGAAUUAAGGACAUUUCCCAUUGGCUGGACGCCAGUAAAGCACAAAACAAUAAAUCCAUGGCCUUGCAGGCUUGGGGGCAAUGCCUUGUCCUCUCCCGGGAUCAGAGUCCAUCGCUACAGUUCACAUUUCACCACAGCUGCCGUGUCUCACUUCAGUGGAUUCUGCUCCCCGUUCCUGAGCUAGAGAGCGGGAAUCCCUGAGCUGAGCUGAGUGGUGGGGGGGGGGGGGGGGGGGGACCAAAAUGGACGACGGGUGCUCUUGGUUACGAAAGCUCUCGUGACCCACGGCAGCUGUCGUGGUUCGCGAGAGCUGUCGUCCAACCGACGAACUCCAUUUGGAAACAAAAAGGGAUAGUUUUGUGUGGCAGGAAGUACAACGCCGUGCAGAUCAGCCAAUUGGCUGUGUUUUGUUUUGGCAGCCACUGUUGACGUUUACACCAGCAACCAGUCCAAUGCAGUUCAAUGACCCGUGUGUUCGCCAUCGUCACUGAUCAGGAUUAUAACCUCUGUCCCUUCGGCCUUAAUGUCUCUUGGAGCCUAUGGGAGGACAUCCACCGUCUAUAUCCUGUGCUCACAUUGCACCACCAGGGCAAAAGAAGAAAAAAAAAAA
Messenger RNA from Gadus morhua (Atlantic cod), 4518 nucleotides. It is a transcript of the gene fbh1, whose product is annotated as F-box DNA helicase 1. Gene Ontology annotation, molecular function: ATP binding; DNA binding; 3'-5' DNA helicase activity. NCBI's taxonomy places the organism in Eukaryota, Metazoa, Chordata, Actinopteri, Gadiformes, Gadidae. Gene Ontology annotation, biological process: double-strand break repair via homologous recombination; replication fork processing. The transcript is spliced from 21 exons. Gene Ontology annotation, cellular component: nucleus. The record is from RefSeq and is a predicted model, not a curated record. The coding region runs from base 249 to 3404 and encodes 1051 amino acids.